Molecule: messenger RNA, 408 nt
Organism: Pollicipes pollicipes
Lineage: Eukaryota; Metazoa; Arthropoda; Thecostraca; Pollicipedomorpha; Pollicipedidae
Exons: 3
Coding region: 19-408 (129 amino acids)
Source: RefSeq, a predicted model, not a curated record
AAGGGAGCUGAGCACAUCAUGGAUCCGCGCCGACGGUGGAACCAGUGCAAUGGAAACGCGUGUUCGCGGGCGUCGCCCUCCGUGGUGGACCCGGACAGCAUCGAGUUGACGUGCGUGCCGCCGCUACCGCAGGAUCUGGAGCAGCACAUCCGUGAGUGUCAGUGCUCCUGCGACCACCUCGGCUUCGGCAACUUCAAGACCAUCACGUACGUCGAGGGACAGCACUGGGACAGCGUUGACGUGAUCGACGUGAAGCCGUCGGCGUCGACGGUGGACAUCCUGGACGGCGAGCUGCCGGCGGCCCGCUCGUCCGCCAGCCCCGACCGGCUGGGAGCGCCCGACAAGAAAGUGGUACCCGACCGUCUGAUCACGCGCCAGUGGUGCCCCAACCGUCUGAUCGGGCACUAG